CCAGAGUUACCAUGGCGACGUGGCCCUGUCGCCAGCCCAGCAGUCAGCCCAGCAGCCGAAAGGAAUCCGAUGAAACUCUCCUGUCAGGGCCCCUGGUUUUUGCCGGCUCCUCGGAAAAGGACGUCAGCUUGGCCAAGCAGUUCUGGAUGUCAGCGUCGCUGCAUCCUCCCAACGAGUCGCAGCUGGUCCUGUCCAGAGACAGCAAGCAGCGCCUGCCGGUUGCCCGGCCCUCGAGGUGCAGCGCGACAGAGAAAUGCUACCAGCCAUCUCCCCUUGAGAAACCCGAUACAGAAGCUGAGAAAGUCCUAAAGAUUCGAGAAUCAGAGGAGAAACUAAAGUAUCUUCAAAAGGAUCUGGACAAGGAGGAAAGAAGGCCACAGCGUAACCGACGCCGUUGACGGAGGGUGUUGAAGACGACCGAAACGUGGCA
Molecule: messenger RNA, 430 nt
Organism: Echinops telfairi (small Madagascar hedgehog)
Lineage: Eukaryota; Metazoa; Chordata; Mammalia; Afrosoricida; Tenrecidae
Gene: HOATZ
Product: HOATZ cilia and flagella associated protein
Exons: 4
Coding region: 12-398 (128 amino acids)
Biological process (GO): cilium assembly
Source: RefSeq, a predicted model, not a curated record